AUGGGCAACCUCUGCUCCACCUCCAAAAACGAAGCCGAGCCCUUCUCCCGCCCCGGCCACCUCCUCGGCUCAGCCGCCAAUCCCCCACCCAACGCCGCCCCGCGCGCCCCGCUCCCCGCGAAAUCAAAGGCGCCGUUCAAGUCACCCGGGAGGACACUAGGCGAGGCUGCGCCGGAGGUUCCAGAUGCGGAGAGGGCUGAUGCGCGGACCAAUGCUGCGAUUGCGGCGCAGAAACGAGCCGAGUCGGCGGCGAGUGCGCAAAAGGGGAAAUUAGGGUCGAAACUGGCGGCGCAAAAGGCUCAGACGCAGACGCAGACCUUGAGCGAAGUGAGUAGGGAGCAGACUGCUGCCAGGCAGAUGGAUGAGUCGAGUGAGGCGAGGAGGUGGAAUUAG
Aspergillus viridinutans is the source of this 393-nucleotide messenger RNA. RefSeq lists its product as uncharacterized. The coding region runs from base 1 to 393 and encodes 130 amino acids. Lineage: Eukaryota; Fungi; Ascomycota; Eurotiomycetes; Eurotiales; Aspergillaceae. The record is from RefSeq and is a predicted model, not a curated record. The transcript is spliced from 2 exons.